AUGCGGAUGGCUAGGGGAAGCGCUAGCGGGUCGCCCGAGGUCCAAUCGGCAGCUCCUUCCCAGAUCGAUCUCGAGCUCCCCUCACUCACCCGCAUACAGCAGCAUGAGACCCUGAUACACACUAUGGAAAAGUGGUAUGCAGCGACUGACCCCUUAUACAAGUUGAUGCUUAAGGAUGUCAUCGACAGUAUGCGCCGCGAUUUGGGGAUGCCACCCCUGCCCUCCAUUAUACAAAAUCCAUCACAAUCCAACACGCGUUCCAUCAUUAUUGCACUUGGCAAAAAUUGCAAUUUGCGGGUGAUUCGUACCGUGGCUUGCUGUACAUCCGGUCAGAGUUCAGGUUCAGGCUCGGCUCAGGACUCCAAUCAGAGCUCGAUUUUCUCUCGAACCGAAACGUACGCCUUGCUGAAGCAGCAGUUGGAAGUAGCUGCCAAAUCUGAGGAUUACAAAGAAGCUGCUAGAAUUCGUGAUUCCUUGAAAUUAUUUGAGGAUGAAGAGCCAGUUUUGCGUCUCCGAAGAUUGUUAAAAGAGGCCAUUGCAGAGGACAGAUUCGAGGAGGGUGACUAUGGGAUGAAGCAUAUCGAUAAACUAAAUGCUCGAACAUUCAACGUGGUAAUUGCCCCCUUUUCUCUUUCAAUAUUUGGAGACGGUGUUGAUAAUAUUUGAGAGACUACCUAAGUCACACGAGACCAGUAUUUAUUACUGAAUUUUGAUAUUGUUUGAUUUUGUAUGUUGUAGCUAUCAGUGGAAAUCAAACGUAGUGUAUAGAGGCAUG
Salvia splendens (bonfire salvia) is the source of this 775-nucleotide messenger RNA. RefSeq lists its product as uncharacterized. The transcript has 4 exons. Gene Ontology annotation, molecular function: protein binding. Bases 1 to 666 code for a protein of 221 amino acids. Lineage: Eukaryota; Viridiplantae; Streptophyta; Magnoliopsida; Lamiales; Lamiaceae. The record is from RefSeq and is a predicted model, not a curated record.